AUGGCUUGGUUCAGUGGUAAAGUAUCUCUGGGAGGAUUCCCAGAUCUCACUGGGGCAGUGAAUAAAUUCCAGGAGAGCGUUAAGAACAUCGAAAAGAAUUUCGACAAUGCUCUCGGCUUUGACGAGAAGUCGGAAUCUGGCGGUGAAGCUUCAAGUAUGUGGCCACCUGCAGUUGAUACCAAAAGUCUCUUUGAUCCUGUGAUGUCCUUCAUGGGUAACUCCUCUGAUGAGAAACCAGAUAGUUUGGAAGACUCUGUGAGUACAGAAAAUCCGUCUCAAACCCAAGGAAAAGAAGAGGAAGAAGAAGAAGAAGAAGAAGAAGAAGGAUCUGUUACGCUAGCCACUAAACAAGCAGUAUCUGUUGAAGCAAAGAAAGAAACAAAUGUGACAAGAGAAGCUGGUCACGCAGAUAAUCCUGAGGUUACAGAGACUGUUGUUUUAGAUCUCAAAGAUGAUGAACCUGAAUCGCAGAUGGUUCUCAAAGAGCCUUCUGAAUACUCUCUUCAACAUCCUGGAUCAUCAGGUUACUCUACCAGUCGUGAACCUAAUGAAACGCCGGAAAUGACAGCUUCUCAAGACUCACAGCCAGAGCAACCCAAGUCCGAAGAUUCUGGAUCAGAGGCUGAGGAGCCAAAGCCACUGGAUGCUGGAACAAAAGAUGUUUCUGUAGCGAACAAUGAUGCAGUCUACUCACCUGUGUUAAAGGAACUGCAUAAGAUUGCUGAUACGGAUGAGACACCAAAAGAACACGAAAGCCUGGGUGAAAAUCCGGAAGAGAGAACCUCGUCCAUCAAUGUUGAAGUUUCACCUGAUAUAAAUAAUGUUAACAAGAUAGAGUUGCCUGAUCCUCAACUAUCUUUAAUUACUGAGCCAUGUGGUCCUGCUUCUGAGUCUUCUUUACCAAAGAGAUCUUCUUCAGAUGAAAUUUCAGAUAGAAUUGUAGAUUUGGUUUCUCGUGAAUUGGAUUCAAGACUAAAUGCUAGUGAAUUGAAUGAGAGCCAGCGUUCAAGUUCUGCAACAAAUGCUUCCGACUCUGCUGACGUUGUUCUGGAAUUAGAAAAGACCAAAAAGGAAAUGAAAAUGUUAGAAAAUGCCCUGCAAGGUGCUGCACGACAAGCUCAGGCAAAGGCUGAUGAGAUUGCGAAGUUGAUGCAUGAAAAUGAGCAGCUAAAAUCUGUCACUGAGGAUUUGAAGAGGAAAUCUAAUGAAGCUGAAGUUGAGUCUUUGCGAGAAGAAUACCAUCAGAGAGUUGCUACUCUUGAGAGGAAGGUUUACGCUCUCACCAAAGAGAGGGAUACACUUAGAAGAGAACAGAACAAGAAAAGUGAUGCUGCGGCUCUUUUGAAGGAGAAAGAUGAAAUAAUAAAUCAAGUUAUGGCUGAAGGCGAAGAGCUUUCAAAAAAACAAGCUGCUCAAGAAGCUCAGAUCAGGAAGUUGAGGGCUCAGAUUAGAGAGGUAGAAGAAGAGAAGAAAGGACUGAACACAAAGCUUCAGUCUGAAGAAAACAAGGUAGAAAGUAUUAAAAGGGACAAGACAGCUACAGAGAAGUUGCUGCAGGAGACCAUAGAAAAACACCAAGCCGAACUUUCUUCUCAGAAAGCGUAUUACUCGAAUGCAUUAGCUGCCGCAAAGGAAGCUCAAGCAUUAGCUGAGGAGCGUACCAACAAUGAAGCGAGAACAGAGUUAGAGAAUCGUCUAAAGGAGGCUGUAGAGCGGGAAUCUAUGCUAGUCCAGGCACUGGAAGAAUUGAGGCAAACCUUAAGCAAAAAGGAGCAACAGGCAGUGUAUAGGGAAGACAUGUUCCGUGGAGAGAUUGAAGACCUUCAACGACGUUAUCAGGCUAGUGAGCGAAGGUGUGAGGAAUUAAUCACCCAGGUUCCUGAGUCUACAAGGCCUCUCCUAAGACAAAUUGAGGCUAUGCAGGAAACUACAGCCAGAAGAGCAGAAGCUUGGGCUGCUGUAGAGAGAACUCUGAAUGCUCGACUGCAGGAAGCAGAAACUAAAGCUGCCACAGCUGAAGAACGAGAGCGAUCUGUGAAUGAACGCCUCUCUCAAACCUUAUCAAGGAUCAAUGUUCUAGAGGCCCAGCUUUCAUGCCUUAGAGCAGAACAGGGUCAGUUAAGCAAGUCGCUCGAGAAGGAGAGACAGAGAGCGGCAGAGAAUAGACAGGAGUAUCUGACAGCUAAGGAGGAAGCAGAUACGCUAGAAGGUCGAGCAAACCAACUUGAAGUGGAAAUCAGGGAACUGCGGAGAAAACAUAAGCAAGAGUUGCAAGAAGUACUCCUCCACAACGAGCUUAUUCAAAAGGAUCUAGAAAGGGAGAAGGCUUCUCGUUUGGAUCUUGAAAGAACAGCCCGUAUCAAUUCCUCGGCAGCUUCUGAACAGCUUCCCAUAGCAAGGCAAAAUUCUGCCUUUGAGAAUGGAGGCUUGCCAAGAAAGCUCUCAAGCGCAAGUAGCCUUGGCAGCAUGGAGGAGAGCUAUUUUCUGCAAGCUUCACUUGAUUCGUCAGAUAGGUUUUCCGAGAAGAGAAGCAUGGCUGAGGCCUCUUUGAGUCCGUACUACAUGAAGAGCAUCACACCGAGUGCUUAUGAAGCCACACUUCGACAGAAGGAGGGUGAACUUGCUUCAUACAUGUCCCGCUUGGCAUCAAUGGAGUCUAUCCGAGAUUCCCUGGCGGAAGAACUAGUCAAAAUGACAGCAGAGUGUGAGAAAUUAAGGGUGGAAGCGGACAGGGUCCCGGGCAUAAAGGCAGAGCUGGAAGCACUAAGGCAAAGGCAUGCAGCUGCUCUGGAAUUGAUGGGUGAACGAGAUGAGGAGUUGGAGGAACUUCGAGCGGAUAUAGUGGACCUGAAGGAAAUGUACAGGGAGCAAGUGAACAUGCUGGUGAACAAGAUCCAAUGA
Messenger RNA from Microthlaspi erraticum, 2901 nucleotides. Lineage: Eukaryota; Viridiplantae; Streptophyta; Magnoliopsida; Brassicales; Brassicaceae. The record is from the annotation of a GenBank genome assembly.